CCGCUCCUCCGCUGCUCGGUUUGUUUUCCGGGUGAUGCUGCUCUUCUCUUCAAAGCAGAGGAAAGUCGGGGGCUCAUGUGUCAACAUCCAGGGUUUCCCCGGGGAGGUGAACGUUCGCGUUAUUCUAAAAAAACCCCGAUGUUCCUUUGAGAAGACCGCUGUAUUUUUUGUUAGCGUAUUCAUCCUCGGUAGCAGCGGUUUGUCCGACUGCAAAGACCAGAAGACGAUCCUCGGCUCCUGCUGCUUAGACGUUAGCUAACGUUAUUUUAAACGAUGACAGAGUAUAAAGUGCGAAUAGCGUCUCCAAUCAUUUAAUAAUAUCAGGGGACCUGUUAGCUUAGCCAGCUAGCUUGGUAAUUCGAUUAGAACAAGGAAACACGACGAAACACACUGCUGACAUGAUGUUUCCUCAAUCAAGGCACUCGGCGUCCUCUCAGUCCAGUCAACCUCUCAAGUUCACCACUUCUGACUCCUGUGACCGCAUCAAGGAUGAGUUCCAGUUCCUGCAAGCACAGUACCACAGUUUGAAGUUGGAAUGUGACAAACUGGCCUCUGAAAAGUCAGAGAUGCAGCGUCACUAUAUCAUGUACUACGAAAUGUCCUAUGGGCUGAACAUUGAAAUGCACAAACAGGCUGAAAUAGUGAAGAGACUGAAUGGGAUCUGUGCUCAGGUGCUGCCUUACCUGUCCCAGGAGCAUCAACAGCAAGUCAUGGGUGCUAUAGAGAGAGCCAAGCAAGUCACACCACCUGAGAUGAACUCCAUCAUACGGCAACAGCUCCAGGUGCAACACCUGUCCCAGCUGCAGGGCCUGGCCCUGCCUGUGACUCCGAUGCCCCUGGGCCUCACCCCUCCCACCCUGCCUGCCGUCUCCUCCAGCUCCGGCCUGCUCUCCCUCUCCUCCAUCCUGGCCAACUACUCCCACGGUCAGGCUCAGGCAGUGAAGGAGGACAAAGCACGGGAAUCCACUGAGCGAGCGCCCCGAGGAGAGGAAGGAGACAAGUCAGACUAGUGCAGACGCAACAAGAAGGUUUGGAGGGGGAUGUGAAAUGUCAAAACAAAGAAAGGUGUAACUGUAAAUGUGGAGUGUUGUAAGUCUGAUGUAGAGGUGUUACUGCAGGGAUGAAGACAAGCAGAGAGGACAGAGUUCAUACUUUUGGAUGUGCAGAGAACGAAACUGCUGAGUGGCUGAGAGUGAGAGUUAAAUGUUCUUAUUAUUUAGUGGUAACUGACUCAGUUCCGGCUUCUAGACAUUAAAUAGAUGUUUUUUUUAGCGUAAGCCACUUUUGUUAGGCUUAAUCAAGAUAAACGUUGUCCCAUUUGGAUUGAGAACUGAGGAUGAACAGCAGUGUCCUUUACAUGGAUCUGCCACUCACAGGUUUAUAUUUCUUACAGUUUAUUUUUUAAUCGUCAAAUCUGUUUUUGGUGUUUUUUGCUGUUGUUUCUCGCUGGCAACAGUCUGCCAGUCACAGUAAGCAGUUUUAACAACAUCUCAGUUCCCUCUUACAUUUUCCUUUACUUGUAAGUUAGAGAGGCUCCAUCAUGUUUUUUUCCCCCAAGUGAAGAAUGCAGUUGGAGCUGUUUGGACCGUGAUACCAUUCAUUUAAAUAUGUGGAGCCAAAUUAAAUCUUAGUCUGAUUUUAGAUUGGAUGUUUUUAAAGGGACAUUUUACUCGUCAGGUGCAUUAAACCCCUUCAGAUGUAAAUCAUGUGACUUUUCACCAUUUUCCUUCGUAUGACCAACCACUGGAUGCGUAACCUUAGCUGUGUACCUCAAUCCCAAAUAAGUGGGAUUAUAUAACAUUUAAAAAACAUAAUUUGUACAAAUGGUAGUAUACCCAUCUUGGGGGGUUAAUUUGUGUUUCAUUGGCCCAGCUGCUGCUGCUGCUACGCACUGCAUGGCAUGGACCAUGACUGGUCUUUAAAUGACAAGAAUUUAAGCUCUGAAAACAAUUGACUUUAUUUUGAUAUGUUGUUUUUUGUGACAUUAAAGACAGGCUAAUUAGACAUUCAAAAUGUGUCUGUGUGUGCUGGAGUGAAUGUGAUCAGAGAGAAGAAAACACUUGUUUAAUUUAAUUUAAAGCACCUUUUGUAUUUUCCCCAACCCCCCAACUGCUCCCGGUCCUUCCUCGUACUGAUCCACUCAGUAACUGACCAAGACGAACUUGAACAGGAGCUAAACUUCAGAACAAGAUAGCCGUAAAAGACGUUCUGUUCUGUACCUCUGUAAGUUAGCACACUUCAGUUUAUACUGAGACUGUAUCAAGCACCUGUCUUUUCCUGUCUUGUUUAACUUGUGUGUGAUUGUCAAUUUUUUUUUAAAUUUUAAAAUUGUUUAAAUGAAGAACGUGUGUCUGGUGAGAUGCUAAAGCUCUGUAAACAUCAAACAAGCAUUCCCUACGAAAGCAAUGAACACAUUUAAGUAAUGGAAUCACUGAAGAAAACUGAUUAUAGAUAUAUGAAUAUAUAUCAGGAACCAAUCCUUUGUGAACGCACAACAUACUCAAAACCUUUUCAGAAUUUAUUUGUAGGGACUGAAGUCGACUAAAGGUGUCAGAAGUGCUUCUCGGUGCCUCUCCAACACUUUUCAGACAUUGUAAUUGAAGUAUCUCCGUCUGACAAUUCCUGUAAUUUUAUAAAACCGGCUUUCACACUUUAAUUCAGGUUCUCUUUUUAUCUACUUUGCUGAACUGUUUCUGUCACUUUUUACAAGACUAGUGUGUGCUACCAUAUUAACAUCUUUCAGGAAAGACUGUCUGAAGAGUGUGAGCUGUAAUCCUCAUGUUUAAGCGAUCAUUGCCAUAGUGCAGCAUGCAAACACUUGUUUCCCCUUCCUCUUGUAGAAGUUCUUGUUUAACAUAACCUGCUUUGACUAAGCAGGUUUUGAGUAUGUAGUGUGUUCAAACUGGAAAAGUGAUAAAGUAUGCCCAAAACAACCAGUACACAGUAUAAAAAAAGUAUUGAUGGCAAACAAUAUUAUCCCACAGUGCAAUGCACAAAGGAAAUGGAGGAGCUGCUUUGGCCAUCUACUAAUGGUAGAUUGUGGUGAAACGGCUUUAGGAACACCUCAGAAAAGCGGAUUUAUGUUAAUUUUAACUGGCAGUGGCUUUCUAAAUUUGCAGUGUAACUGACCAAAGGGAGCAAGUUUUGUCAUAAGAAUGAACUGGUAAGCUUGUUGAUUUAUUUGAUACUAACUGCAAAACAAUAAUAUUGUUUAUUAGGGCUAUGUGAUAUGAAGAUGUACAGUAUAUUGUGCAUACUUUUUGCAGAAAUCAGUUCCAUCAUUUGGGUGACACUUGGCAUUCAUCUCCAUGGCAUGGAUACAGACAUUAAAUUUGCAUGAACCAACACAAAGAAAAACUUAACAACUUUGAAAAAAAUAAUCAGAUACGAGUAGGUACCUUAUACUUGUCAAGUACAUGAUUUUAAAAAUGUAAGACGAAAUAGGCCUUUCCAAGAAUUUAUACAUGAGACUGAUGGUAUGGCACAGCCCUAUCCAUACUGUGUGCAGCUAGUGUGGAGUUGGGACACAGCUGAGGUUUGUGGUUGGGAAAUAAGAAUGUUCAUGUUUGAGGCAGCAGAGGGCAGCAGAGGGCAGCAGUGCUCACGUAUUUGUAGUUGGUGUGAAGUUACGUUCAUGAUACUGGUGUACACUAUAUAGACAAAAGUACUGAAUCACCUGACCCUUACACCAGCAGGGACUUUAAUGACAUUGCAUCCUAAAUACAUAGACAGCUUAGCAUCCAUGAGCUUCCACUCUGGGAAGGCUUUCCACACGAUUUUAGAGAAUUUCUGUGGGAAUUGUAGCCUGUUCAUGCAGUAAAGCAUCUGUGAUGUUGUAUGAAAAGGCCUGGCUCACAAUAUCUGUUCCAAUUCAUCCCCACUCUACGGGCCAGUCAAGUUCUUCCACACCAAACUCAUCCAACCAUGUCUUUAUUAACUUUGCUUUGUGCGCUGGGGCACAGUCAUUCUGUAAUAGAAAAGGUUCUUCCCCAAACCGUUGCCACAAAGUUGGAAGCAUAGCAUUGUCCAAAAUGUCUUUGUAUGCUGAAGCAUUAAGAUUUCCCCUCACUGGUAGUGAAUACUACUUUUGUAUAUAUAGUGUAUGAGUUCCAGGUCAGCCUGCUGUGCUCAUGUUGGUGCCACUGGCGUUCUCCUUUGGUCUUCAUUUCCUUGUUGUGGGUCAGGAAUAUGUAUGCUUGCAGGUGUACCUGUUAUUCCCCGGUAAUGUGAAUGCUUUUCAGAGCUUUGACAGCCCACCUUUUAACAUCUGAGCAUCUCUGAGCUCGGACCUUAAACAUUUCCCGUCUGUAUUUUAAUUUGAAAAGCACUUAAGUUGUGGCUCAGUGCUCUUUUUGUUGUUUGUUUAUUCUUCUUCUUCCUGUCUGUGCUAGUGUUGGGGAGCUGAAGAUCUUCCUUCCCUGGAGAUUUGACCUUAAUAUAUUGAGUGUGAGAACAGAUCAGUUCGUUAUUUGCACUCUUUAUGCUGAUGUCAGUCUCUGUAGAAAACCUCUUUUGGCAAAACUGAGACAUAUGAAUGGUAUGUGUGUUUGUUUUUGCUGUGAAGGGCCAAUUUGUAUACAUAUGAAUAUAUCAAUAUACAUAUUUUUUAAAGCAUUUUUGUAUGUUUCAAAGCUGCUUUUUAAUGUGUGUGUAUCAUGGAAGACUUUGUGUCUGGUGUCGUGUGUGCAUUAUAAGCCUACAGUUAAGAGAGGCACAAUGUUGUAUACCAUAUCGUUUGUCCUGUUUUUUCUCCCAUUCUCUCAGUAGGCAGUAACACUUAACAUUGUUUCCUAGGUUUGUAAAUGUUUUAUCUUUUUUUUUUUGUGCAAACAAAACCCAGUAUAAUGUGUUUAUGAACACAGAUUUUAAGAUACCUGGGGCAAAAAAUAAGAGAGAUGUAGACAAGCAGCUGUGUACUCUAAUGAGAAUGAAUCAACCUUUUAGCAGUAAGGAAGCUUCUCUGGUGCCUUACAAAUAAAAGACGUGAUUGAGAGUG
Scatophagus argus is the source of this 4996-nucleotide messenger RNA. Its product is annotated as TLE family member 5-like. Gene Ontology annotation, biological process: negative regulation of canonical Wnt signaling pathway; regulation of DNA-templated transcription. NCBI's taxonomy places the organism in Eukaryota, Metazoa, Chordata, Actinopteri, Scatophagidae. The coding region runs from base 399 to 1010 and encodes 203 amino acids. Gene Ontology annotation, molecular function: protein binding; transcription corepressor activity. Gene Ontology annotation, cellular component: transcription regulator complex; nucleus. The record is from RefSeq and is a predicted model, not a curated record. The transcript has 7 exons.